UACGACCAAUGAGUGGCGGAGAAUGUAACACACGGUAAAAAGUGGGAUUACGGAUUACUUCUCACUUUCUCAGUUCCCGAGGAUAUGCGUAUCACGAUUCACAUUAGCCGACAUACGUUUUAUUUAAAUAUGUCUGAAAAAAUUUGUCAUGAUAUAGAAGCUUACUGCUCGUGCAUUAUCUAAGUUUUUUUGUACUAGAGUAAUUUGACCUUAAGUAAUUUUAAUAUUCUAAUUUAUGAAUUUGACUUACCUAUUAAGACUUAUUAGACCUAUUAAAGAUACGUUAAAUCCAUUACGAUGGCUGAACAUAUGUCAAUUUCACUUGUAAAUGCUGGCCUAGAAGUAUUGACGAGACUUGUUGGUGACUUGAAUUUUGAGUUAUCAGAGGUACCAAGUGCUUUGAUAGCUGGGUCUAUUGUCGGUGCAUGUAGUUUAUUUGGAGGUUUAGUUGCCGGAAGGUUAGGAAUUGUAGUUGGAGGAAGUAUUGGAUACCAGAUUAACAAUAUGUUGCUGCCCAGAAUUAGAAAUGUAGGAAAUAUGUUACGAGAGUUAAGUACAGAUCAUCUUCUGGACCUGUUUAAUUUACUGAUUAGAACAAUUCAAAAUACAGUUUCUGUUGUACUGAAUCAAACAGAAAAUCAAAGUCUACAACUAGCAGAUCUUUUAGGAAGGUUUGGUAGUAAUUCUGAUGUUCAGAUGAAUAUUAUUAAUACUCUUAUCAAUUACUUCAAUGAUGUUCAUGGUGGUACUUACCGCCAAGUCACACUAUAAUAUAGUUGUAAUUAUAAUGUCAAAUUAUUUUUUGCUUCAGGUAAAUUGUCUACUUAUUUAUAUUUUUAUUUUAAAACAUAA
Molecule: messenger RNA, 852 nt
Organism: Myzus persicae (green peach aphid)
Lineage: Eukaryota; Metazoa; Arthropoda; Insecta; Hemiptera; Aphididae
Exons: 3
Coding region: 298-771 (157 amino acids)
Source: RefSeq, a predicted model, not a curated record